Messenger RNA from Triplophysa rosa, 1453 nucleotides. RefSeq names its product methyltransferase-like protein 17, mitochondrial. Gene Ontology annotation, biological process: translation. The transcript has 14 exons. Gene Ontology annotation, cellular component: mitochondrial small ribosomal subunit. Lineage: Eukaryota; Metazoa; Chordata; Actinopteri; Cypriniformes; Nemacheilidae. Gene Ontology annotation, molecular function: methyltransferase activity; structural constituent of ribosome. The record is from RefSeq and is a predicted model, not a curated record.
AUGUCCUGUGAGGACAGCGAUUGGCUCCUGUCUCAGACCUUCCCUGAGGUGAUUGGUCGAGUGAUGAACACUCAGCUCGUGACCUCUACAAUGAGCUUCCCUCCGCUCGAGAUUGAGCGUCAGAGUACCGCAGAGCCUCUUGUCCAGGCAAACUUCUUGAAAGGUUCUCCUCAUAGAAAGCACCCGGGUGUGACGAGCCUCAAAACAAUGCGUCUGCCCAAACCGCUGCAGGAAGCGUCGCUCUCCGUCUUACGAAGGGCAGAGGUUAAAGGUCUGACUGAAAGGGCACAAAAACUGUCAAACUUCCUUUGGAGCAGGAAGCGGGCAGUAGAACCCUCACAACUCCGGGAGAAAGCCCGCCUUCUUGAGAGGAAAUGUCUGGAUGAAGAGAGGGAUAGCCAUAAAGAUGUUGGUGACCGUGAACUAGAGGCUCGAAUUCAAAAGAAAGUUUUAUCAGAACUGAGACGAACAACAUACCACAGGAUUGUCCUCAGGUAUGAUAAAGAGCUUGGCUUGCUGUACGUGGCUGCUAGACUCGCUGGUGGUUAUGCUGCUGUCAUCAGAGCAUUAUAUGAGAUAAAGACGAGAGAUCCUUUGUUUGUACCGUCUUCUCUCCUGGACUUUGGAUCAGGACUUGGUUCAGGUGCUUGGGCGUCACACUCACUCUGGGGAGACCGUUUGAAGGAGUAUGUGUGCGUGGACAGCUCUGGAGACAUGAACGCAUUAGCAGAACAGCUGCUAGGAGGUGGUGAGGACAUGGAUAAUCCAGUGAUCAAACAAGUAUAUUUCCGUCAGUUCCUCCCUGUUUCUCCGAAGGUUCAGUUUGAUCUUGUGCUGGCUGCUUUCUCUUUGUCAGAACUAGCAACGCUGAACGAGCGACUGAAUGUUAUUUACACUCUCUAGAGAAAAACCAAUGCCUACCUUGUGCUUGUGGAGAAUGGAACCAAAGAAGGUCAUCAAAUUCUUAUGGAGGCCAGAAAUGCUAUACUGAAGGGAGAUGAGGAGGUUAUACAUGACAUGAGGAGACCAGCUGUAUUUGCCCCGUGCACCCAUGAGCUGACUUGCCCCAAGUUGAUCAAGCAACCUGUAGUUCCCUGUAACUUCAUCCAGUUCUGCUAUUCUCUGCCUUUAUCCAGGAGCCAAGAAAGACAGCAGGAGAAGUUCAGUUACCUCAUCAUAUCCAGAUCAAAUGAAGAGCAGACUCUGCAGAAUGAGGGGUUUGAUAUGGGCAGACUCACGGCACAAGUCCGCCGUAGACCCAGACAUGUUCAGUGUCAGCUCUGUUGCUCUGAUGUAGAACUCAAACACGUGGCUGUAACAGCCCGUCAUCAUGGAAAAGACGUGUACAGAUGCGCCCGAAACAGUGACUGGGGAGAUCUGUUGCCAAUGUUUCAUGAGGAUGACGACACUCAAAUUAAUGAGAAUCUAUGAAGUUCAUCUAUUAAUGCUGUAU